GGAAUAAGAAAACACGAAGGCUUUCAUUUCAGAAAAAAUCAUAAUUUUGUAGGCAAUACUUUCAUUCAUUAGUAGGCAUUCAUUGGAGCUUGGUUUACAAUUUUUUGCAGUGCAAGUGGAUUUAUCAUGAAAAUUUUUGUAUUUUUUGUAAUACCCCUGCUUGCCUUGACGAAAGGAGCUCCUCAAAUGCAGCCUGGUAUGGGUCCUCCAAUGGGAAACAUGGGACCACCAAUGGGAGUGCCAAUGGGACAACCAAUGAACAACAUGGGAAAUAAUUACGUACCUCAGCAGUACGUACCAAACAUGCCUUAUGGUAUGCCUCAAAACUCCCAAGGUGUUCCAGGAGCAGGUUAUGGACAAUACGGUCAAUAUGGACAGUAUGGAAAGUAAUUUUUGAAAAACAUGGUUUCAGGAUGAUCAUUUCUGUUGUAACUGUAAGAAUAGUAUAUAUAGUUAUUCUUCUGUUUUAGUUUCAUCUGAAAAUCUGUUAAAAAAAGUUGCUUGCUUUCUACUUGGUUUCAUUCUAAAUGCAUUUGUUUUUUGAAGCAACGAAUGAUAAAAAAAUAAAAAAGGAAUUGAAUGGUG
Uloborus diversus is the source of this 585-nucleotide messenger RNA. RefSeq lists its product as uncharacterized. Lineage: Eukaryota; Metazoa; Arthropoda; Arachnida; Araneae; Uloboridae. The transcript is spliced from 2 exons. Bases 127 to 390 code for a protein of 87 amino acids. The record is from RefSeq and is a predicted model, not a curated record.